AUGAGGAUCCGAGCUCCAUUCGCCGGCGCCUUUUGCGCUUUUACACUUCUUGCUGCGUACUUGGGGUUAUCCGAGAUUCAAGUUCCAGUCAACGAUAAAUUCCUCCACUUCAUUACCUUCUUCAUAUUAACGCUAUGUUUUUACUGGAUUUUGGAAACGAGUAGGAGGAGAAUUGUCAACUUUACGCUAGUUAUAUGUACACUUAUUGGGGGAGUCGGUAGCGAAUUUCUACAAUCGGCCGCCACUUCUCGCCAGUUUGAUCCCUUCGAUAUACUAGCAAAUCUUGUUGGUUCUGUGGGGGCGCUUUUACUGUCAACUUGGUAUCACAAGAGGAUGCUGGAGCGAAAACGACAGGCAAAGAAGUACCAGUUGGUACCGGGUGAAGAUGCGGGUGAAGGUGAAGAAAUGGAGGACUUGGAAGCUGGAAGAGUAGAUGCCAAUGGUGGUGAUGAGGAUGGAGAGCAGGAUAUCGGAGACACGAAAUGA
Messenger RNA from Morchella importuna, 486 nucleotides. RefSeq lists its product as uncharacterized. The coding region runs from base 1 to 486 and encodes 161 amino acids. The record is from RefSeq and is a predicted model, not a curated record. The transcript has 5 exons. NCBI's taxonomy places the organism in Eukaryota, Fungi, Ascomycota, Pezizomycetes, Pezizales, Morchellaceae.